Messenger RNA from Rhinolophus ferrumequinum (greater horseshoe bat), 2463 nucleotides. It is a transcript of the gene ZNF672, whose product is annotated as zinc finger protein 672. The record is from RefSeq and is a predicted model, not a curated record. Lineage: Eukaryota; Metazoa; Chordata; Mammalia; Chiroptera; Rhinolophidae. Gene Ontology annotation, molecular function: DNA-binding transcription repressor activity, RNA polymerase II-specific. Gene Ontology annotation, biological process: negative regulation of transcription by RNA polymerase II.
AAGGAGCAGGGAUUGGUUAAACGUGGGAGGAAGGCAGGACCGCAGGCUCCCUUCUUUCCCUCUUAGCCCCGCCCCCUCGCCGGGAUUUGGGCCAGGCCUGCCCCGCUGAGCGGUGAGUGAAGCGUUCUCAGUCCUCCCGGCAACCAGUGACGCGGCCAGCGUGAGGCCGCCACUGGCUAACCCCGGAGAGCCGGGCUGAACCGUCACCGACUAUCGUGAGGCAUCUCCCUCUUCCCUCUACUCGGCGGCCGCGCGCUCGGCCAGCCCCUUGCAUCCCUUCCCCACCACAGUCCGGCAGACCUGUAGGCAGGGGUCGGCGAGCCCGCUGAGUGGGAGCCGCUCGGUGUCCGAAGAGCCAGUUGGCAACCGGUCUUAAGAAAACUGACAAUAACCCGCAGCUAGAGAUGGACCCCGGAGCGUGAGCGGCACUCUUCUCAGCCAGCAGGGCCCCCAGCCUGCAACCCAAGAGCACACAUCUGGCUCUCACCAUGUUUGCUGCAUCAGAAGCGGCCGCAAACAGGCCUUACGCCUGCAGUUGCUGUGGCAAGAACUUCCGCUACAGUUCAGUGCUGCUGCGGCACCAGCGCGCACACAGCAGCGACCGCCGCUUCCGCUGCCAGGACUGUGGCGAGCGCUGCGCUGGAGCAGCUGAGCUGCGCGUGCACCGAUGCGCCCACGCUGGCCAGACGCUCUAUAUCUGCAGCGACUGCGGCCAGAGCUUCCGCCACAGCAGCCGCCUCGAUCUGCACCAAAGCGUGCACCAGUGGCGCCGCCGCUCUUGCUCCUGCCGCGUCUGCGGCCGCCGCUUCCCACACCGCGCGGCUCUGCUGCUACACUGGCGCUGCUCGCACUCGCCAGAGCGGCCCCGAUGCUGUGAGCUGUGCGCCCGCACGUUCCGCCAGAGUGCACUGCGCUUCCACAAAGCGCAGGCGCACCCGAGGGGCACCACCAACACCAGCUCGCUUUGCUGCACACACUGCCCACGGGCCUUCUGUAGCAGGGCAGGGCUGUGGAACCAUGCGCGCAUGCACUUGGCCCACAGCCCCGGCGACUCUGCCCCUGGCAGCCACGCGCUCGAGGCGCACUCAUGUGGCGUGUGCGGCACGAACUUUGGCAAGAGCUCCACGCUAACGCGACAUCUGCAGACGCACUCAGGCAAGAAGCCCUUUAAAUGCCCGGAGUGCGGCAAGGCCACUUCAGCGAGAGCUCCACGUUGCUGCGCCACCAUCGCAGCCACCAGGGUGCACGGCUGCACGCCUGUGCCACCUGUGGCAAAGGUUUCCGGCAGCGCCCUGACCUGGUGGUCCACGAGCGCAUCCAUACGGGCGAGAGGCCUUUCUCAUGUUCCGAGUGCGGCCGCCGCUUCAGUGACCGCUCGGACCUCACCAAGCACCAACGCAUGCACACAGAUGAGAAGCCUCACUGCUGCGAAAUGUGCGGCAAGCGCUUCACGUGCGUAUCCAACCUCAACAUGCACCGGCCCAACCAUACUGCCCACAAGCCCCACAAGUGCCUCGAGUGCGGCAAGGUCUUCAGUGUGGGCUCCAAGCUGGCGCUGCACCGCAAGAUGCACUUAGGCCAGCGGCCGACGCAAUGUGCCGAAUGCGGCCAGUGCUUCAGCCACAGCCGCUAGCUGUCUCAGCACCAGCGGGCCCACGCGUGUGCUCGCGCCGCCGCCGCCACCCAGGCCACUGCAGCCGUUGCCCUCAUCUUUACUGAGCAGGCAGGACAGGAAAAUCAGGGACUUCUUGUGUCCCAGUUGACGGAGCUUUGCUGAGAAGCUUCCCUGGAGUGGGCAAGCACAGGACAUCGGGCCAAUUCACAUGUGGCCGGUCGCCUUGCCCCACCUCAGGUGGUAGCCCUUCGCCUGGCCUCCUGCCGUGUCCCUACACCUACUUCCUUCGUCAGCCCUUUUCCUGUCCUCAGCCCUUCUGUCUCUCUGUGGGGUAGGUGGUGGAAUCAGGAUGAGCUCCCAUACCCUGUGGGAGAGCCUGGGGCGGGGGAGUCCCCAACCCCAUCCCAGCAGUACUCAGUUGCUGCUUUCCUGUGUCCCCCACGUGGGUUCUGACUUCUCUGUUCCUCCUUUUCCAGCCUAAAUGUGCUCUACUCCUUUCCUGGUAGUUUACUGUCUUGCCUCUUCAGGUAAUGAUCACAGAUGUGACCACUGGCACAUCCCACCUGCCCUUCCCGCCUCUUGGUUCCACCUAAUUGUUAGCCUCUCUGCUGCUUCCUUUCGGGCUUCUGAGAGAUGGGGAGUUUGCAGGCAGAGAUGGUGGGGGAGCUCGCAUCACUGGAGGAUGUCUGAAUGCCAGAAGUGCCCAGCCUGCUGCCUUGGAGAGAUGGCUCACCCACGGGAAGGUGGCUGGGAACCAUCAGCAUGGCCAGCCUCCUGUCCCCGCGGCCAGACCUGAUGGUGUCCAGAUCAAGGUGUCUCUCAGGACUGUUUUCCAACCAGGCGGGAGA